AUGGGUAGCUCUCAUGGCGCCCUUUGCAGCUCCACCAGCUCCUCCUCUUGCUGCCUGCAGGCGCGUGGCCCUUCCCUGGAUGACACAGACGGGCCGAACCGCGUGGACCCUGUGCGGGAGCUGACACCAGAUGAGCCUUGCUGCUGCCUGGCAUGGGCUUUAGCCAAAGAGAGCGCAGACUCUGUUCGUCCUCAGCAGCUUAGUCGUUUGCAUGCAGAGAUUCAGAAACAGGCGCGCUUCUUUGAAGCCAGUGCAUUAGUGUGGGAUGCUACGAGUGGUGUUUUGGUCGGAAGAACGGCUAGCCGUGGCAUGACUUCAGCAGAUUUGAUGUCACGCAUGGGUCAAUUGUUGUGCCGUUGGGCACUUUCACAGUCCCCGCCUAUGGCGCUUUAUGUGGGUGUGGAUGUAGGGGCCUUGUCCUUGGUUUCCAUAUCGACAUCUGGUCAAGCUUGGCAUGGGCCCGCCUAUGCUGGUGCACGAGUCCUGUGCUCCUCUGCACGCCGUAGCGGUAUGGUUCACCUCUCUGGCAGGGUCAAGGAGCAGUUGAGCGCCUUGCGCUUUUCGACGAUGAUCCUUGGGAAGAGCUCCACCUUCUACCUGGAUGCCUUUACCGAGGUCCUAGAUGAAGAACCCUCCGAGCGUGGCGGGCGAAAACAACUCCCCCAGAUCUGA
Molecule: messenger RNA, 672 nt
Organism: Cladocopium goreaui
Lineage: Eukaryota; Dinophyceae; Suessiales; Symbiodiniaceae
Source: the annotation of a GenBank genome assembly